Molecule: messenger RNA, 1242 nt
Organism: Phytophthora infestans T30-4
Lineage: Eukaryota; Oomycota; Peronosporomycetes; Peronosporales; Peronosporaceae
Exons: 6
Coding region: 1-1242 (413 amino acids)
Molecular function (GO): zinc ion binding; ubiquitin protein ligase activity
Source: RefSeq, a predicted model, not a curated record
AUGAGCCGACUGGUGCCGUAUCGAACAAAGUUAUCGGAGGAGGUGGCGGCGCACAUCGAGCAGACACUAAACACCACCAUGUACCUGGUGCAGACGACGGGCCCAACGUCCUAUGUGAUUCAGGAGCAGAACUGCGACAAGAAGUACAAGGUGUUAAUAGGGUCCAUUCAGACCUGCAGCUGUGGUACGGCCGACAUUUGUAUCCACAUCCUGUUCGUGAUGCUCAAAGUCCUACGAGUUCCGCCGACGACGCCUAUCGUGUGGCAAAAGUCACUUCUUGAUUCGGAGAUAGAAACGUUGCUUCGAGGCGGGUACAGGGAGAAAUCGAGGUCGGAGCGAAAGCCUUACACGAAGAAACGCAAAGAAAUAGUUGCAAGCAAAGAGCCCGAUGAUGUAGACGUUGACAGGCACGAGCUGGUCGAGGGUGAAGUCUGUGCUAUUUGCCAGGAGGACAUGGAUGAUAACCAGCCGCUCACAUUUUGCCGCACAGGUUGUGGCAACAAUUUCCACAUUGAGUGUAUGAAAGUUUUUGGAGAAAGUCGACGUCAAUCGAAAGAAAACAUCAUUUGUCCGUUGUGUCGCCAGGAUUGGGGCGGUGAAGCACUGACAGCACUACGGAAGGCGAUUGAAGCAGCUAACAGAGCUCCAAAUGUCCAUAAGGGAGCUUCGUGUAGGAAAUGCAAGACGAAGCCAAUUCGGUGCGAGCGAUAUCGCUGCGUCCAGUGCAAGAACGUGGACUUGUGCGCGCGAUGCUUCAAGUCAAAUGUCCACUUGAACCACGCCUUUGUGAUGAAGCCGAACGUUCCAGACCCAUGGGUACCAGCACUCCGUGAAAAUCAGCCUCUGGUAGCUCUCAACUCUGAUUUAAUUCGAGACUUGGAAUCUCGAGAGCUCUCAACGAACGAUUACGAUGUACUUCUGCAACUUGACCAUAAAGAACAUCCUAUACAAGACUAUCUGCUGAAAGUCAUUUCUGGGACCAAAGUCAGCGCUGAAAGCGCUAAAACGUUUGGUGCUCCUGGGGCGACGUGCUCCCUCUGUGCUCAGAGUCUUAAUAUCAAAGCGGCUUUGCGUUCGACAUUGUGUGGGGUGCGUACUAUUGUCCACCAUGUUUUCCACGAGAGUUGUCUCGCGAGGUCGAUUCUAUCGCAGGUCUACGUAUGUCCGUUUCCUGGGUGUGAUCAUGCGCUGCUGCCUGGAUUGUUAUACCUACAGCAAAAGCACGAGAAGAGUAAAAAUUGA